This is a messenger RNA of Coniosporium apollinis CBS 100218, 1128 nucleotides long. RefSeq lists its product as uncharacterized. The record is from RefSeq and is a predicted model, not a curated record. Gene Ontology annotation, molecular function: phenylpyruvate tautomerase activity. Bases 1 to 1128 code for a protein of 375 amino acids. The transcript has 2 exons. Lineage: Eukaryota; Fungi; Ascomycota; Dothideomycetes.
AUGUCAGAUCAACGGGCAUCCACUUCGACGAACUCCGCCAAUGCCUUUCCUCAACCAUCCGGUGCUCCGCUGACAGUGCCCGAGCACAACGAUGGUCAGCUAUCUCCUGCGAAGUCUGCCUUCUCGUACGAGUCCCAGCCAAAGUCGCCAAUGCCGAGUGGCAUGGAAUUCAGCCGCAAAGACAUAACCAGGGAGAUCGAGCGUGGAGCCCCCGGAGAUAGAAAGGGAACUGCUGUUGGCCAACAGAACUCGAAGCGGAGGACGCAAUACUACGAGGAACAGUUUGCGUACAAGGACGACACGAGUACGGCACGAGAGAGGGCGAGGAAGACAUCUCCUAUAACCGUAGAGUUGAAGACGAACGUUAUAGUCAAUGACGAGCAGACCCUAGUGAACGAACUUUCAUGGCACCUCUCGAACCGCUACCAAAGACCUCCCUCCCUCAUCAUGAUCUUCGUGCAACAUUCCGCUCUCCUCUGUCUAGGCGGCACGUUCGACCCCGCAUAUCUCCUUACCAUCAGCGCACUCCCAGUACAAGUCCAGUCCGUAACCAACAAGCGCAACGCCGCCAUGAUCCAAUCUUUCAUGUCCGACCUCCUCAAUGUCACCUCCGAUCGAGGCGUAAUCCGCUUCGAAGCCAUACCUGAGGAGAACCUUGCCAUCAACGGCAAGACGAUUCUCGGCGAGGUCGAGCGGCUGGAGAAGCAGCAGGCAGAAGAGAACAACGGCCCCCUGAAGCGCGCCUUGACAAAGAGCUCGCGGAAGUCCAUCAUCAGCAGAAAAGACAGCCCCCAACUCUCGCGUAAAAGCUCCCUCAAGCCAGAGCGCGACCGCACGCUCUCGCCGCCGCUGAGUCCCCGCCCGGACGUCAUUCCUGAGAGCACAGCAGCUGCGAAGGACGGCGGCUUUACGCAUCGCAAGGGCUACCUGCUGGAGCUUUCUCCCGGCGAUGCAAAGGUCAACGGCCCACCGCCAGCACCGUCGAGCCACGGCCUCAAGGGGAAGAAAUCUUCGCCGGGCGUGCUGCAGAAUUACUCGCAUCUCACCCCGCCGCCUAUACCGCAGGAUGCACCGGCGCCGAAGAUGUCGAAGCGGAAGAGCUUCGUGAGUAUAUUCAAGAAAUUCUAA